AUGACUGGCGUAUUUUUCACGCGGCAGAAGGAGGGGAAUGAUGCGGGAUGGUCGCCGUUGAUCGUCGGUGCGCGUGAAAAGCGUGAAAAUCACGAGGAGGAGGGACGGUCGGUGAAAUUCGGCGGCGGUGGGCCGCAGGCUCGUUUAUCGGUGAUUGGCGCGGGAUACGCCGGCACCGGAAGUGCUAAAAUGCCCCGUAGCCUGCCGACUAGACGAGGUCUUCAGGCGUUGGCGCUCGUUCUCGCCACCGCUUAUGCCACUAUCCUCCUUUAUCAGGCCAUUGCACCUCGUCAGUGGGUUGACGAGAUGACGGUCGAAGUGAAUAGUAGAAACGUGUUGGUGGAAGUGCCGGCGUCGAGGAGGAUGAUGAUCAGCGAGGAAUCAUCGGUGACACCUGCGAUCGCGACUGCGACCAUGGCGCUGUUCACCACGAAUCUCGACGACGUGUUCAUCAGCGUGAAAACAACCAAGCACUACCAUCACUCCCGCCUGCCAGCUAUCAUCAGCACGUGGUUUCAAUUCGCCAAGGAUCAGGUACGUGACAAAUCGUCCGGUAACUUUCAUGCUUCUUGUAUUCUCUAUAGAAUCCUGUUACCAUGUUACAUGUAUAGUGAGAUGUUUAUUAUAGAUCUUUACAGUUUAUCUCUGUAAGAUUGCAGCGUUAAAUUAAACUUAAUAGAAAGCCAAUGUUAAGUACAAUAUUGGAUAUGAUGCAGCAUGUUAA
Molecule: messenger RNA, 724 nt
Organism: Heterotrigona itama
Lineage: Eukaryota; Metazoa; Arthropoda; Insecta; Hymenoptera; Apidae
Source: the annotation of a GenBank genome assembly